AUGAAAUCCACGGAGGGUCAAGUAAUCUCAGACAUCAAGGACAACAUGAUCGUCGCUGUGGUCAAUUCGUUGUGGAUGAUCAUGUCAGGGCACCGGUAUAAUCACGACGAUCCCAAAAUAUUGGCCUUUUCGGAACAAUUGACGGAAGUCCUUGAAUUAGCCGCGGAAGGUGGAGGAAUUGUUUUAUUUUGGCCCUGGUUGGAAAAAUUGGGAUACAAAGGCUUCACCGCGUUCCGGAAUUACACCGAUAGAAUGAAAAACCUGUUCACUCAGACGGUCCAGGAGCAUAAAGAAACAUGUGUAACAGACUUUUCAAGGGACUUCAUCGACGUUUUUAUUAAAGAGAUCAACACCUGUGAGGACCCCGGUUCCGCUUUUUUCAAAGAUGUCGGAGAACGUCAACUCGUAGCAGUUCUCAAAGAUCUUUUUGAAGCUGGGGCGGAAACAACUUCCGCGUCUUUCUCUUGGGUCUUUUUGUACAUGGCGACAUUUCCCGACGUACAGAGGAAAUUUCAGAAACAAAUUGACGACGUAGUUGGAACUUCGAGAUUUUGCAGUUUGUCUGAUAGAGCGAGGUAG
This is a messenger RNA of Folsomia candida, 579 nucleotides long. RefSeq names its product methyl farnesoate epoxidase. The transcript is spliced from 4 exons. The record is from RefSeq and is a predicted model, not a curated record. NCBI's taxonomy places the organism in Eukaryota, Metazoa, Arthropoda, Collembola, Entomobryomorpha, Isotomidae. Bases 1 to 579 code for a protein of 192 amino acids. Gene Ontology annotation, molecular function: monooxygenase activity; oxidoreductase activity, acting on paired donors, with incorporation or reduction of molecular oxygen; iron ion binding.